AUCGAUACCAAUUAUCGUAAAAAUAAUAAUUUUAAUCGUGAUUAGAAGGAAUCAAAGCUACGAUUGUCGAAGAAAGGGCUCAGUGCCCAAAACACAGUCGGCACCAUGGCGUUCUGGAGAAUUUGUUUUUUGUUGGCAGUGGCGUAUAGUCAGGUUCAAGCUGAUAUUGUUCCCGCCGACUACGUCGAAAAUGUGCUUGAAAGAGGGUCAUCCCGAAUCGUGUCUGGGUGGGAGGCGCAUCCUGGCCAGUUUCCCCACCACGCCGCCCUCCGCAUGGUGAACUCCGCCGGCGGAGUCAGCGGAUGUGGCGGCUCCGUGGUCCACCGCACUUGGGUCAUCUCCGCGGCUCACUGUACAGCCAUGCAGGUGACAAUCGUAGUCCGCGCCGGCGUGGUGUCACUGACUACCCCACAGUACAUAGGCGAGACGCGCGAGUGGUACAACUACCCGAGCUUCAACGACAACACUCCGCAAGUCGUGCAGCCUAAUGACAUCGCGAUCAUCAAGCUGGUCAGGCCCGUCGUCUAUACCGACUUGCUCAAGCCAAUCAGGGUCCAGAGCUCCGCUGACGCCUUCCGCGACUACAACAGUGAAAUUGUGCAAGCUAGUGGACAUGGAAGGCUUUGGACCAACGGCGCCUCUCCCGACAUACUCAACUGGGUGUACCUACGCGCGAUCAGCAACUCCGUGUGCCAGAUGACGUAUGGCGCCAACCUGAUUACCAGCAACACGAUCUGCACCCAGGCCUUCAACGUCACCUCGCAGUCCGUCUGUCAGGGUGACAGCGGUGGACCUUUGACACAUCUAGACAGUGAAGGGCGGCCAGUUCUGAUUGGAGUGGCUUCGUUCGUAGCGGGAGGCGAGUGGGGCUGCCACUCAGGAUUACCAGCUGGUUUUAUCAGAACCGGUCCCUUCCAAAGCUGGUUAGAGCAAGUUUCCGGCAUCAACUUCGAAAACCUAGAGGAAGAAGAUGAGACGACAUUAGCUCCUCCUACCACCACUACUACUGAACCUACCACAGUUGAGCCCACAACAAUUACGGCCGCACCUACCACAACAACUACAGAGGCUGUAACCGAAGUUACUACAACGCCUCCAGUAACUGAACCAACUACCACGGAACCUGAAGAAGAAACUGAAGCCCCUGAGCCGGAGGACUCAAGCGAGGAAGAUUCCGAUGAGGAACUCUCAGAGCUGAUGAAGAAACUCGAAGUCAAAGUCAAAGUUAGGGUCCGCUUAAACAAGUAUGGAAAAAAGAAGGAACAUAAACAUAAGCACAAAGUGACUUUAUAAUUAAUUUUGUUACCCAAUAGUAAAAUUCUUUACAAUUUACACGUGAUUGUAUGUUUACGUUAAACCUACCUACCUAACUAUGUAAUAAUUUGUACGAAUAAAUAUUAAUUUUUUCAUUGAAAGUUUA
Messenger RNA from Amyelois transitella, 1420 nucleotides. Its product is annotated as collagenase. The record is from RefSeq and is a predicted model, not a curated record. Lineage: Eukaryota; Metazoa; Arthropoda; Insecta; Lepidoptera; Pyralidae. The transcript has 8 exons. Bases 106 to 1293 code for a protein of 395 amino acids. Gene Ontology annotation, molecular function: serine-type endopeptidase activity. Gene Ontology annotation, biological process: proteolysis.